UGCAGCCAAUGAGUGAAUAGAUUGUUGCUAUAAGAAAGACCCGCAUCUGCAAUUCCAGUUAUUCUUCAGUUUUCUUAGGAGUGGAAAAAUGAGCGGUAGGGGGAAGACCGGUGGAAAAGCGAGAGCGAAAGCUAAAACCCGUUCAUCCAGAGCUGGACUCCAGUUUCCGGUAGGUCGAGUUCACCGAUUGCUUCGUAAAGGAAACUAUGCAGAACGUGUUGGUGCCGGUGCUCCAGUUUAUCUUGCUGCAGUGCUCGAGUAUCUGACUGCUGAGAUCCUGGAAUUGGCUGGUAACGCUGCCAGAGACAACAAGAAAACUCGCAUCAUUCCCAGACAUCUGCAGUUGGCAGUGCGUAACGACGAAGAGUUGAACAAGCUCCUCGGAGGUGUCACUAUCGCUCAGGGUGGAGUGCUGCCCAACAUCCAAGCUGUGUUACUCCCGAAAAAGACCGAGAAAGCAGUGAAAGCCAAGUAAACACGGCAUUACUCUCUCAAUCAUUCACCCAAAGGCUCUUUUAAGAGCCACC
Molecule: messenger RNA, 527 nt
Organism: Anguilla anguilla (European eel)
Lineage: Eukaryota; Metazoa; Chordata; Actinopteri; Anguilliformes; Anguillidae
Product: histone H2A
Exons: 1
Coding region: 89-475 (128 amino acids)
Cellular component (GO): nucleosome
Molecular function (GO): protein heterodimerization activity; DNA binding; structural constituent of chromatin
Source: RefSeq, a predicted model, not a curated record